AUUUUAGUUUUAGUUGUAUUAGGAUUCAGUUUCACACAAGCAACCAAUAGAAAAUCAAGUAAUGCAAUAGCAGAUGUAGAGGAUUGUAAUUUAGCAGGUUCAAGCGUACCAUAUAGACUCACUGAAAACGGUGCAUACUAUCAAUGUGGGUGGGCAGCUAAAUAUUCAGCAAUUCGUAUUGUAAUUGGAUUUGCAGGUUUACUAUUAUUAAGUUUAUUAAUUACAUUUUUAUUUAAACAUAAAAGAUUAUCUUUCAUGAUUUUUUCAUUUUUUGCACUACUUUGUGGUGGUUUUGGACUUUAUUCAACAGUUAUUGAUGGUUUGGCAAUUGGAAAAUCAAAAAGUUUUUGUGAGAAAAAUGUAGAGGGCAAUGUUUCAUGUUCAUUCGAGUAUUUUUAUGGUACAGUGUUAUUCAAUUGUGUUGCAGGUAUAUUUAUGAUAGUUUGUUCGAUUGUAGCAUUAAGAAAUAGAGAUUGUUGUUUUGACACACAUGAAGAGUCACAAUCUUUAAUUAAAGAAAAAAAAGAUGAAGAAAAUAAUAUAUAUAAUACAAGUAAUACCCCAGACAAUUAUAACGCAACUUCAUCAAUUUAA
Dictyostelium purpureum is the source of this 594-nucleotide messenger RNA. RefSeq lists its product as uncharacterized. The record is from RefSeq and is a predicted model, not a curated record. The transcript is spliced from 2 exons. NCBI's taxonomy places the organism in Eukaryota, Evosea, Eumycetozoa, Dictyosteliales, Dictyosteliaceae. The annotation marks the transcript as partial.